Molecule: messenger RNA, 2386 nt
Organism: Perognathus longimembris pacificus (Pacific pocket mouse)
Lineage: Eukaryota; Metazoa; Chordata; Mammalia; Rodentia; Heteromyidae
Gene: Folh1b
Product: folate hydrolase 1B
Exons: 19
Coding region: 44-2299 (751 amino acids)
Molecular function (GO): carboxypeptidase activity
Source: RefSeq, a predicted model, not a curated record
GCUGCGCGUCUGCCGUCUCGGAGGUGCGCGCGCGCGCGUGGCCAUGUGGAACCCGCUUGGAGACCCCGACGGCGCGGGGGGCGCGGGGCGCCGGCAGCGCUGGCUGCGCGCCGGGGCGCUGGUGGCGGCCGCCGGCCUCUUCCUCCUGGGCUUCCUCUUCGGGUGGUUUAUAAAACCUUCCAGUGAAGCUACUGGCAGUAUUCCUCAACAUGGCAGGCGGAAGGCAUUUUUGGAUGAAUUGAAAGCUGAGAACAUCAAGAAGUUCUUAUAUAAUUUUACACGGAUACCACAUUUAGCAGGAACAGAACAAAACUUUGAGCUUGCAAAGCAAAUUCAGUCCCAGUGGAAAGACUUUGGCUUGGAUUCUGUGGAGUUAGUCCAUUAUGAUGUCCUGUUGUCCUAUCCAAACAAGACUCAUCCCAACUACAUCUCAGUCAUUGACGAAGAGAAAAAUGAGGUUUUCAACACAUCCUUAUUGGAACCGCCUCCUCCAGGGUAUGAAAAUGUCGCGGAUGUUGUUCCUCCUUUCAAUGCCUUCUCUCCGCAAGGAACACCCCAGGGUGAUUUAGUUUAUGUUAACUAUGCACGAACAGAAGACUUCUUUAAACUGGAGAGGGAAAUGAACAUCAGUUGCUCUGGGAAGAUUGUGAUUGCCAGAUACGGAAAAGUGUUCCGAGGAAAUAAGGUUAAGAACGCAGAGCUGGCCGGGGCCAAGGGAGUGAUUCUGUACUCUGACCCCGCUGACUACGUGGCGGUGGGUGUGAGGCCGUACCCCGACGGCUGGAACCUCCCUGGUGGGGGUGUCCAGCGUGGGAACGUUCUAAAUCUCAACGGUGCUGGGGACCCCCUCACACCAGGGUACCCGGCAAACGAAUACGCCUAUAGACGUGACAUUGCAGAGGCUGUUGGUCUCCCAAGUAUUCCGGUCCAUCCAAUUGGAUAUGAUGACGCACAGAAACUCCUGGAACGCAUGGGUGGCUCAGCACCACCAGACAUCAGUUGGAAGGGAAGCCUCAAAGUGCCUUACAAUGUGGGACCCGGCUUUGCUGGAAACUUUUCUACGCAAAAAGUCAAGAUGCACAUCCACUCCAGCAGCAAAGUGACAAGAAUCUACAAUGUGAUUGGUACCCUCCGAGGAGCAGUGGAGCCAGACAGAUACGUCAUUCUUGGAGGCCAUCGGGACUCGUGGGUGUUUGGUGGCAUCGAUCCGCAAAGUGGGGCAGCUGUUGUGCAUGAAAUUGUGAGGAGCUUUGGAACCUUGGCAAAGGAAGGAUGGAGGCCAAGAAGGACAAUUUUAUUUGCAAGCUGGGAUGCAGAAGAAUUUGGUCUCCUUGGAUCUACAGAGUGGGCAGAGGAGAAUUCCAGAAUCCUUCAAGAACGUGGUGUGGCCUACAUUAAUGCUGAUUCUUCUAUAGAAGGAAACUACACUCUAAGAGUUGAUUGUACACCACUGAUGUACAGCUUGGUAUAUAAUCUAACAAAAGAGCUACAAAGCCCUGAUGAAGACUGCGAAGGCAAGUCUCUUUAUGAGAGCUGGCGUGAGAAAAGCCCUUCACCGGAGUUCAGUGGCAUGCCCAGGAUUAGCAAGUUGGGGUCUGGAAAUGAUUUUGAAGUAUUCUUCCAAAGACUUGGAAUUGCUUCUGGCAGAGCACGAUAUACUAAAAACUGGGAAACAAAUAAAUUCAGCAGCUAUCCACUGUAUCAUAGUGUCUAUGAGACAUAUGAGUUGGUGGAAAAAUUUUAUGAUCCAACAUUUAAAUAUCACCUCACAGUGGCUCAAGUUCGAGGAGGACUGGUAUUUGAGCUGGCUAAUUCCAUCCUAAUUCCAUUUGACUGUCAAAAUUAUGCUGCAGUUUUGAAAAUGUAUGCUGACAAAAUAUACAACAUGUCAAUGAAAUAUCCUCAGGAGAUGAAGAUGUACAGCAUAUCAUUUGAUUCGCUGUUUUCUGCAAUAGACAAUUUUACGGAAGUUGCUUCUCAGUUCAGCAAGAGACUUCAAGACAUAGACAAACGCAACCCAAUAUUAUUGAGAAUUGUGAAUGAUCAACUGAUGUUUUUAGAACGUGCAUUCAUUGAUCCUCUAGGGUUACCAGAAAGGCCUUUCUACAGGCACAUCAUCUACGCUCCAAGCAGCCACAACAAGUAUGCGGGAGUGUCCUUCCCAGGAAUUUAUGAUGCACUGUUCGAUAUUAAAAGCCAAGCGGAUCCUUCCGGGGCCUGGAGAGAAGUGAAGAGGCAGAUUUCCAUCGCAGCCUUCACGGUGCAGGCUGCGGCGGGCACUCUGAGACAAGUAGCCUGAGAGGCGCUGGGGAGAUUCCUCUCCAGUGACUUAGGAUGGCAUAUCAAAUGGAUGUGAUGAUAAACUAAAAAUAAAAGCUGGAAAUUA